Paramisgurnus dabryanus is the source of this 404-nucleotide messenger RNA. It is a transcript of the gene syce3, whose product is annotated as synaptonemal complex central element protein 3. NCBI's taxonomy places the organism in Eukaryota, Metazoa, Chordata, Actinopteri, Cypriniformes, Cobitidae. Gene Ontology annotation, biological process: reciprocal meiotic recombination; synaptonemal complex assembly; spermatogenesis. The record is from RefSeq and is a predicted model, not a curated record.
GCGCGUUCACGCAAAAGAGCCGUUAAAUCCGCGUGCAUUACCUGAGUGACUGCCAACAGUGGAUAUUAAACAAGAACUUUUAAAAUUGUCAGCAUUUCUCUACUUUAAGAAGAUGUCUGACGCUAAUUCAAAGGUGACAUUUUCUGAAGACUUUAAUCGCGAGAGUUUACAGCUCAACCAACAUUUGGAGAAAAUGACUGAGGAAAUGGAGAACAUUUCAGUGAAGUUGACAUGCAUGGCCUAUGAUAUGGUCGUCCUGCGCACCAGCCCUGAUCUUUCUGAAUCUAUGAGUCGUCUUGAGGAUGAGUUCCUAAAAUGCAAAGCUGUUAUCUGUGGCCCUACAGUUGGAAAAGAUCAAGAAUUUCACCCUGUUGCUGAAGACCAGAAUAACACUCAACAAUAGA